Eutrema salsugineum is the source of this 1248-nucleotide messenger RNA. RefSeq lists its product as uncharacterized. Lineage: Eukaryota; Viridiplantae; Streptophyta; Magnoliopsida; Brassicales; Brassicaceae. The transcript is spliced from 5 exons. Bases 1 to 1248 code for a protein of 415 amino acids. The record is from RefSeq and is a predicted model, not a curated record. Gene Ontology annotation, molecular function: cysteine-type peptidase activity. Gene Ontology annotation, biological process: proteolysis.
AUGCUUCAAAAGCUUUUCAACCAAGAUGCUGGUCUUGGUAGCUGUGAAAAGCAGAUCAAACUUCUCACCGACAAGGUUGAAUCUGUAGAAGGCGCGGUAGAGGAGUUGACUACUGGGUCGGCGAAGCAAACUGAGGAAGAGGUUAAAGACAAUGUAGAGCCGACCCAGCAGCAGGUCACUGGAUCCAAGAAGCAUGAAGGGAUUAAUGUGAACGUUGGUGCGAGUGAGAGUGUUAAUGCACCCGGGGAUGCAAAAGGAAAGAAGGUUGCCUUGAAGGAAGAAGAGGACCCCAAGGCAAGCUUUUAUGAAGUUGACCCGAAGACGUGUGAUGCUGACUUCGACGCAGUUGCACUUGCCAAAAAUACCAAAGCCAGAGCAGCGGCUCAGAUAGUUGCCCGAGCAACGAGUGCCAAAAACCGACAGCUAGCUGCGACACAGAAGAGUCUUUUCUUAGGAAAUAGCACCGCAAAGGCUAUCAUUCCAACGUCGGCCUCUCGUUCCGGCCGUGUCCGUGGAUAUGAUCCUUUCGAUCAAACCGGUGUUAAGGAGAAGCAUACUACUCUAAUGAACUUUUUGAAAUCAAACCCUGCUUAUCCAAGACGUCCAAGAAACUCUUCGAUCGAAUGGUAUUACACUCUACGGACACCGAAGAAAUGGCUAGCUGAUGCGCACAUGGAAGCUUAUAUUAACUUACUCAGGCUGCGAUUAUCCAAGCAUCCGGAGUGGUUUGUAUCCGAUCGGAUUUGCUUCCUCAAAUCCAUGUUUGCUACGGUUUGGAGGCGUGACUACAAUGACUUCAAAAAAUCUGCCCCGAAUGAAGAUGGUUCUGGAAAACUUCUACCACCUAGCGUAUCGUACUUCACAGGCGAAUUACCUAUCUACUCCCAGACUAAAAAGAUGUGGGCCUAUGAAGUCAACUAUUUGUACUCAAUGUUGCACAUCAGGGGGGACCAUUGGAUCUGUGCACCUAAUGAAGACAAGUGGAGAUUCCCCUACACGCCUUUCACACAUUCGCGAGUACCAGGUACGGAGAUACCUCAAAACCAUCAGAGUGGUGAUUGUGGAGUCUACUGCCUGAAGUACAUUGAGUGUCAUGCUUUGGAUUUGCCAUUUCCUCCGCAACUUUGUGAUAAAAACAUGCGACUAAUCAGGAAGAAAAUGGCUGCAGAGAUCUUUGACGAAAUAGGUGCUAAGGGCCAUGAUAAGUUAGAUGCAACCGGGCUGGAUCUCUAUGAUAGCAAAGUUUAG